AUGUCGCAUGAGAAGAGCUUCCUGGUGACCGGAGAUCCCUACUCCUGCCCUCCAUACCCUGCAGGACAAGCUCCGCCUCCACCGCCAGUGUAUGGGCACCCACCGUACCCUACCCUACUACCGACCCCUACCCUACUACUGCCCUGUCAUGUACCCCACUGAGGUCCCGUACCCCAAUACCGUUCCCUACCCCACACACCCACCCAUGGCUCAACCCCCCAUAUACCCUCCAGCAUACAACCAAGGGCCCUAUCCCAGCGGGCCCUAUCCCAGCGGGCCCUAUCCCAUCCAGCCCUAUCCCAGCCAGCCCUACCAGCACCCUCCGUAUGUACAGGGCGGAUACCCAUCGGAGCAAAGCGACUUUUGGCUCCCCUAUACACAGUACCACCUACCACGAGGAGGGGCCCCCAUCAUACUGUGACAACCAGGACUUCCCCACCAGCCACUGGGAUGAUAAAAGUAUUCGGAGAGCGUUCAUCCGGAAGGUCUUCCUGGUCCUCACGGCUCAGCUUCUGGUCACCUUCGCCUUUGUGGCGGUCUUCACCUUUGUGGAGGAAGUUCGGGUUUAUGUGAAGAGGAACACCUGGACCUAUUACCUGUCCUACGCCAUCUUCUUCUGCUCCCUCAUCACUCUCAGCUGCUGCGGGGACUUCCGCCGCCGACACCCAUGGAAUCUGGUGGCGCUGUCCAUCCUGACCCUCAGCUUGUCAUACAUGGUUGGAAUGAUCGCCAGCUUUUAUGACACCGAAGCGGUAAUAAUGGCGAUCGGGAUCACCGCCGCAGUCUGCUUCACUGUUGUCCUCUUCUCCAUGCAGACAAAGUAUGACUUCACAUCCUGUAUGGGUGUCCUAAUGGUCAGCCUGGUGGUCCUAAUCAUCUUCUCCAUCCUUUGCAUCUUCAUCCGUAACAAGAUCCUGCAGAUAGUGUACGCUGCGCUGGGCGCUCUGCUCUUCACAUGUUUCCUGGCCGUGGACACGCAGAUGAUUCUGGGUAACAAGCAGUUGGCGCUGAGUCCUGAGGAAUACGUCUUUGCUGCCCUCAAUCUCUACACAGAUAUCAUCAACAUCUUCCUGUACAUCCUGGCCAUAAUCGGCAAAGCCAAGGAGUGA
This is a messenger RNA of Staurois parvus, 1109 nucleotides long. The record is from the annotation of a GenBank genome assembly. NCBI's taxonomy places the organism in Eukaryota, Metazoa, Chordata, Amphibia, Anura, Ranidae.